Molecule: messenger RNA, 8620 nt
Organism: Folsomia candida
Lineage: Eukaryota; Metazoa; Arthropoda; Collembola; Entomobryomorpha; Isotomidae
Product: nuclear receptor coactivator 6
Exons: 7
Coding region: 262-8049 (2595 amino acids)
Source: RefSeq, a predicted model, not a curated record
AAGACUUCUUCUCAUUGGAGUUUGGGGGAAAGAGAAGCAAUUUACCGUUCCAUAAAACAUUCGUGAGUGCAGAGUAUUUAGGUGACAAAGAAAGUGAUAGUGGUCAAUAGAAUUUUUUCAUGGUGAUAUUUUCAGUACAAAAAUACAAGUGAAAAAGAGUGAAAAGUGAGCAAAGCAGCAAAUCUUGCUGGGAUAAAAGAAGAAAAACAUAUAAUGGAUUAAGCUGAAGUUAUAAUUUAUGAGAGGAUUGCAUAAAUUUUAAUGGUCAUUAUGGCACCUUCCAAGCAAAGGAGGGACCCUUUGCCCAAACUUGUAGUCCAAGGUUUAGUGGUGUCCCUCCUCCUCGCUACGGCCAGUUCACAAUGGCUCUCUUUCAAAACUUCCAGAAAUCCCAAGAGCAGUUUAUGGUUUCCGAAUAUGCCAACCUCUCCCAAAACUUUACAGCAACGGAGUAGCGUAGGAAGUUCGAUAAGAGGGCUUGGGCCGAAUAGUAGUAAUUCGAAUAGUGUUAAUAAUAAUGCUGGUGUCAACAGCCGUGGAGAUUCUCCAAACAGUUCAAAUAACAAUUUCCAAGAGUCAAAUCGACAUGCGGCGGGUGAGAGAGGGACCAGACCAAUUGGACAUCGGUCCGUUCCACAGCAUCACAUUGGUCAACCCACAUACCAAACGGUCCAUGGGGGAGUGAUCAGCAGACAUGAGUCACGACACGAGUCAGUUGGAAACUCACGAAAUUCUGGCGGAUAUCCUUCUGCUUCUUCUCGGAUGCAGCAACAACCUCAGCAACACGGAAGUGGUGGGCAUAGUCAAAGGCAGCAAGGACAAGGGACAUUUGCCCAUCGCUCAGGACAGCCUCAUCCCCCUCAACCAUGGAAUGCAAAACAGUCAACAAAUCCUUCCCCCACAGUUGUCACGUCUAAACAUUUGUCCAUCAAUUUGAACCAGCCUGGAAGGAACAACAACAAUCAUAAUAACAAUAAUAGGCAACAGCAACAACAACAGGGCAUGUGGUCACCUGCGUCCAACGGGGCUCAGACCCCCAACGGGUAUGCAAGUAGUCGACGUCUUCUGGAAGUUGGACGACAUGUCGACAUUCCUACGAGACGGCCAAUCACCCAAAUUGCCGGAGCACUACAGGAUUCAUGGCCCAAUUCUAAUACGCAUCACCACUUGAGCCCAGUUAUCAAGAACCAAAGGCCAAAUGCGCCGAAUAGCCGGAACAACUAUUAUGAGGGAGAAAGUGGAGGUGCAACCUCAGUCCGGGUGUCCGACCACGCUAUCGAAAUUAAGGCCACGCCUAAACCUGGCAGUGCAGAACAAAAAGAGAAUUCUGUGGACAGAAAACUUUCCGUUGGUGGCAGGGAGAAACUGGUCUCCAACACACUCAACACACUAGCCAAGCUUUCACCCAAGAAGCCGAUUUUUGUGUACAUGAGAGUAGAAGGAAUUGCCGCAAUCCAGGCAGGUGCAGAGGCAGGAGACGUCAUAAAAAAAUUGGCUGGAGGGAGUAAAUUGCCAUUUUACAACGGAACGAAAUCACUUCCCAAAGAGAACGUGCCUCAAGUCUUCUUGGCUCCGGAGGAUAUGCCACCACCAUCGAACUAUGGGAAACUUCCAAUUCCAAACCUGAGGACAAAGGAAACAACCACAAUAAAGCCUACAUUUACCAAAAUUUUGCUUCCAGGGGGGACAAAAAUGACCAGUGGAUUGGCCAGUACGCCAAGGACGACCACAACGACAACAACGGCGCCGCCUCUACCUCAGCUUCCACAAUUCGAUUUUGUCCAGUCCACUGCUGCUUCAUCUGCAAUCAAUCCAUCAUUUUUAUCUUUCAAUGAAAGUGGAAAAGCCGAUCAACCACUUUCACUCGAACAAAGGAUACAAAUUCUGCAAAUGUUCCAAAAUCAAGUGGGAUUGCAGCAACAUCAGCGACUCCCUCCUUAUCAACCAACUCAUCAACCACAAAUUCACCCAACGUACAAUCCACAACCCCAACCAACUUAUCAAUCAUAUCCACAACCCCAACCAACUUAUCAAUCACAACCCCAACCAACUUAUCAAUCACAUCCACAACCUCAGCCAACUUAUCAAUCACAUCCACAACAUCCUCCCCGCCCACAGCCUCCUCAACAACCUUCCCAACAUCAACAGCAAAUUUACCAGACGCCUCGUCCACAGGCUCAGCCACAGCCCACUUAUCCGCCAGUGUCGCCACAAUUACCAUUACGCCCUCAAUUACCUAAUCCGUCACAACAGCCUCAGCAACAACUACCAACCCCAGCUCCAACGCCACUUCAUGCGGACAUCCUACGCGGGGUACUCCCCCAAGGAGCCAUCUUAGAAAGCAUCACUGCAAUGGGUGGAAACUUACAAGAAGAGCUCAACCAAUUCUCGCAAAAUGUUGUGCAAGAUCCGUCAAAUUCCAUCGACGGUUCUAAACUUCCAACUGCAAGUGACAUGCUUCCCAACCUACAAUUACAGCAUCAACCUGGUCGAGUUGGCCAAGCUCAGUCUCGUGAAAAUUUGCAACAACCUUAUAAUCAUCAUGGUCCGAGUCCAACACCAUUUGCGCCACAGCAACAGCAGCACUUUAACCAUGGCCCAACACAGGCACCCAUGUUUACCAGUAAUGGGCAGCAAAUGACAUGGAUGCAACCCAAAAUGGACAACAAUGGGCAAAGACCACGACCACCUAUGCCACCACAAUCUGGUCCACCUUCACACAAUAGAAACACACUCAAGAACGCCCUGUCGUUCCUUGGCAUACAACAGUCAACACCACGACCUAAUAAUAUUGGACCUACAACUCCACAUCCUUUGCAAUUUCAUCAAAACCCAAGUUCUCCUGGACCUCUGAUCUUUAACUCUAAUAACAAUCCAACCAGAAUGCCAUUUUACCCACAGGCUGCUAGGCGUGAAGAUUUUGGUUCAGGGAGUUUCGAACAGUCUCAUCCUCCAGCACAAGCCAAUCGACGACCACCAGGACAGACAUUGAUUGUUCAAACUCCGGACGCUUCCAAGCCUCAAGGCCAAAAAAGUACAUUUGUUAUUUCCAACGGGGAUGGAAACCUACCAGAUUUGAAUAAAAUUAUGAAAGUCCUCACAGAAUUAAAUGGUGAUCAACAAGGAGGUCGAAAUCCGAAUGGUGGAUCGCCCAAUGCACAAUUUGCUCCAACCAGACCCCCACCAUUCCACCCAACACCAUUUCCUCCUUUGCCCACUAGACGUCCUACUACUGGCUUUCCCUUCCUUUCCACAGGGCGACCUGCUCAACCCCAAGUGAUGAUUCGCCAUCCAUCUGGAACGCCUACGUCAGGUCCAAUUAUUGUCAGCACUGGACGACCGGAUGGCCUUCCACUUCAUCAAAUUGUUUCUUCAACAUUUUCUCCCAACAUUGGUGGUCCAACGACUCAACGACCCGCAUUUGUAUCCAGCACAGCAGGACCAAUUAUGAUGAUGGGACCAAGUCCGUCCUCUUCGCCAAUGCAGAUCAUUAAAGCUCUUUCUCAUCCAGAUUUCAUUCAGCUCCCACCAUCUCCAUCUAUUCGACCACCACAACCUGCUGGCCCAUCUCCGACGAUACAGACAAUGCAACGCCAACAACCUCAACAACAACAACAUCAACCACAACAACCACCACCACAACAACAACAUCAACCACAAAUUAUCUUUUCAAACGCAAACUCAAACGGUCAAAUCAUCCAGCCCAGCGCGGAUAUUUUGAAAUCAAUCAUGAACGCCAUUCCAGGGGUCAUGACCAACACGAACACUGGUCGACCAUCUCAAGCAGCAUCACAAGGUCCUACUCAAGCAAUUCCGCUUCAACCUACCCCUCUCUUACCAGAAGGGAUGGCUGCAGGAGGAUCUACAGGAGGUAAGAUAAUCGAGGUUGACCCUAAUCUUAGUCCAGAAGAGAUGCAGAAAGCUAUCAUGGAAAGCAUUAUGAAGCACCAGCAAGAAACAAAUGGAGGAAUAUCUAAUGGUCCAAUUGUCAUCAAUGCUGAUCCUUCAAUGGCUUCGGCCCUUGGUAAUAGUCCACAUUUUAUGAAUGUGCAACCAUCUGGAGCUUCAGCAACAACUCCAACCAAACCUGGUUUCACUGUUCAACCCGCAAUUGUCACACCAAGACCUUCGAGACCAUCCGGCGUGGAGUUUGUCGGCAGUGGCAGUGGAAGCAGCAGUGUGGAGAGACAACAAGGAUUAUUAAAUCAGUUUACUUCUUCCAGCAAAGAACACCAUCACAGCAAAGAAGUAGUUGAUAAUGAGAAAUCGACCAGAAAACAGUCCAAGAGUGGCGAGAGUUUGGAAAAUAAGAGUCGAAAACAGGAGGUUCAAAGCUCGGAUGAGAAAGUUAUCGAGAAGGUAAUUACAGAGGAGAAAAUCGUAUGGAACCCCGGAAAGGAGGGACAAAUGAUCCCAUCGAGAAUUAAAACAGAGGAACGAAUAAUUAUGACCCCGCACGACUCGUCCAAAUCAUUUGAAAAGAAAUCGGGUGAGGAGGUUGGAACGAGCACGUCAGAAAAAACCUUCGGAGAUUUUUUGACCAAAAGAAAGGAUGGGAAAUCUAACACUGAUGAGGAGUCGUCCUCGUCUGGUGAUAAGUCUGAAAAUAGCAAAUCAUCAGUUUCAGUAGAUUCAUCCAAUUUUGCGGGGCUGCUACGAUCAAAAUUGAAGUUUGAAAAAAUGAAAGAAAAAUUGUAUCCAAAGAAGGUCGUCCCAGAUUCUGCCGAAGUCGUAACAAAUCCAUUCUCGAGGUAUUUGCACCCAUCUUCCGUCGCCACACCCACUGAUGCUUCCACUAUUGGCACUUCUGAGUUCACGAUACACGAUGCUUCCCCCAGCAGUAGCUUGAGUCCUGUCGAACCUACGGUUAGUGCUAUUCUGGAUUCUGCUAACAGCAAUAACCCAACGACGGUAGACAACGGUCGCUUCAAAAUCCGUCCAGGCGAUAUUUCAUCAAAUAGCAAAGCAGGCGAUAGUAUGAAUCAAGGACAAGUUUAUGGCAUUUCCCCAUCGGGUCAACCAAUUAUAAUGCAACCAACGUCACCAAGUUUCACGGUUUCACCGUCACCAUCCGCAUUUCCGCCUUCACCCACAAGACCACCCUCAUUCCCAUCAAUUGGACCUCCUGCUUUUCCAUCAAGUGGACCUUCCAUGUUCCCACCAUCUCCGUCAUCAUUGUUCAGUCCAAGUCCAGCCUCGUACAUUGGACCAUCGCCAUCUUCAUACCCGUUCCUUCAACAGGGAUCCAAUCCAUCGCCAAGCAGCAGCAGCGGCAUCAUCUCAACAGUGACACCAGGAACCAAGGAGGAGAGACUAAUUUUCAUUCCAGCAGAUUCAAACUCUGUUAACUCGGCAGUUUCCAAUAAUCAGGAUCAAACGAUAAUAUCUACAAAAAAUAGUCAAAAUAAUACCGUUCUAUUCACGACGAUGAACAAUCUUCCUGAUUUGAUGUCGCAACUUAGUGGAACCAAAACUGAAGUAAGAAUGAUUGACGACUUGAAAUCAUUUCAAGCCACAUUGGCAAAAGUCCAAGCCACGCAGGCCUCGACAACACUUUCGUCACAAUUCGGCCCACCACCAACUCCAACGGCGGAUCGUCGAAUAGACCUGGACGUAGAUAAGCCAAUUACUUGGAGACCAAAUGGAACAAUCCCGUUCCCAACACUAGAAUCAUUGAGACAACGAUUUCCGUCCGGUUUUGGUGCCAACGUCCUUCACGCCGUAUCUGCAGGUUUUGCUGCUAAUGACCCAAAUAAACCCAAAUGGGGGCAUACUGUUCAACAGCCUCAACUGAUUUAUACAAUGCCCAACGGUGUUCCUCUAGCACUUAAUUCAGUGGGAGGUUAUCAGCCAAUUCUGCUGCAGGGGACGAAGGAGCCCGUCCUUGCGUACUACGGUUACAACUGGAAUAAUCAAAAUGCUGAAGCCAGCACUUUCAAACCGGUCGAAACUGUCGUCUCCGAGUUGGAACCAAAGUACACCAGCCGAUUCCGAGGAAACCCUCCAACUACUCCAUCAGAAUCAACAAUAGCGGAAACGACACCAGUUUUACCUCUAGAUCAGAAAAAUAACUCGAGCAUCCGAAAUUCAAUUGACCCUGUUUUGAGCGAAGAGUAUGAAGAACUCUCAAAGGAAAGCAACAUCAAUAACAAAUCGGGAAAGUCAAACUCUAAAACCCAACCGGAUGAGUAUGACGAUGAACCCCAAAAACAUUCACGGCGACGACGACCAGGUGCUCUCAAGGAAGAAUCGAGUGACGACUUCCUUUCACAGGAAUCCACAAAAAAUUCAAACAACAAGGUCCAAUCCGUCACCCCAAAUAUUCUUUCCAAACGGAUUGAUGACGCUGACAGGACGGAAGAAGAGAUUCUUGACAAGAGGGUGCAUGUCCAGAAGGAGAUAUUUGUUCAUUCUGGAGAAAAAAGUGAUGACGAUAUGACUCCAACAGCCAAACUACCAAUUCUUUUGGCACCUUCAAUUAUCAGUCGCAAAUCCGUCGUGAGCAAGACUGGUUCAAGUUACACGGACAAUAGACCAAAACCAACUGCUUCUGCAUCUGUAGCCGAAACGACCCACACAGCGAAACAACUCACGUCGGCAGUGACCAAACUCAUUGCCACGAUUCCUCCAACCAAACCAACUUCACAACAGGAAAAGUCUGAGGAUGAAGAUUUAAGAGAAACUCAAGCAGAGCUAAAGAGCUUGUUGAAAAAGUUGCAAAAAAAGCUCAACUCACGAGACGAAGUGUACGAGUUGGGCGAUGGGUUCUACGACUAUUACGAUGAGCUGCAACAAGUCCCUUCUACCAAGGCUUCCACCACUACGACUUCCACCAAGGGAACCAAGAAACCAGUAAAAAAGAAACCAAAAGCUAAAAAGAAGACCAACAGCAAAACCAAGUCAAAAUCAAAGGAUUCUAAAAAGAAGAAACAGUCAAAUAAAAAGUCCAAAGAUAAGUCUCAAACCAAAAAGAAGACUCCUGUUCCCCCCAAACUAACAACCACUAAGGAACCAGUGACCACCAGCAGCAGUACCACAACUACCACUACGACAACAACUAAAACUCCCAAACCUCUUGCCAUAAUGAACCAUCAUCGCCACCCAAUUAGCAGUAUGGAGACAUUUACAUCUCCACCCACUGUCGCUACUACAGCAUAUGCCCAACCCUAUCAAUCAUCCUCAGAAACUACGGUGCAGAAAAAGCCAGAGUUGUUUGCAACAACCUCUUUGGCCGAACCGCAGCCAACAUCUUCAGUAGCUUCACCGACCUUGAGCAGUCCAUCCCAAACGGAUGCUUCCAGCAUUGCAUUUGUAUACCCACAAGGAGAAAACAAAGACUUGGCUGCUUCGAAAAUCCACCAUCGUCGUCGUCCCCUCUGGGUGAGGAGGAAGCCUGGCGUUGGGGGUCUUGGAGGAGGAGGAAGUGGAAGCAUGGAAGGAUCACUUGAACCAGUCGCACAACCGACUUCACAAUCAGGGAAAGUUAUUCGGUUGGUGAGGAGAAAGCGACCAGGACCACUACGAAGAAGGCCUGUUUUCGUUCAGCAAAGCAUCGAAGUCGAUCAAAAUUCUGGCCAAGUUACAGCAUCACCCACGGAGGCUACCUCAUCUCCAACCCCCUCCACCACCACAACUAUGCCCGUUGACAUUCUUUUCGAAAAUACGAACGAUCUUUCAAAAAGAGUCGGAUACCCAGUUUUUAAAUUGAUUCACACAACAACAGACUCUGUAGAAAAGUCAGCUCAGACAGCAACGCCACGGGCACAGGGUAAGCGAAAGUUGAAAUUGGUUCGACUGAAGGGGCAAAGGGCUCAGUGGAGGUUGAAGAUGAACGAAGAACAAGAGGAGGAAUCUGCCCCACAGGCCGAGAAGCUAGUUUCACAUCCAAUCGACCAGAAACUUCCGACAGCGUCGCCCCCUUCUCUCUCCCCCCCUGAAACCAGUCAGAGUCAAUUAAUUCAGGCCGAACGACAGUCUCGACAGGAGUCUCCUUCAUCACUAGAAGCGAAGGUGUGUAUUAUGGGGAAGUGCGAAAUGAUUUCAAAAUAAUUUACAAUUUUGCCAGAUAUUCGUAGUUUACAUUUCGGUAUGCUUUUAAUUUUCGGAAUGUCUAUUUCACGAUACCAAUUUUCAAUGACUGAAAACUUUUUUUAUACAAAUGUAUUUCGUUGGGAAUACUUGGCAGUAAGUGAUGUGUUUAGGGUCAAUUAAUUAGUGCAGUUUAAUGCACUAAUACAGUUGCAAUGCAAAUCACAAAUUAAUUGGAGAAAAUAAAGAAUUAUUAAUUACGCAUAUAAUUAUAGUUGUAUAUGUUACCCGAAUGUUUUCUUAUCAUUAAAGAAAACACAAUUGAAGGAAUCUGAGCAAUUACAAGACAGAUUAUGAGUUAUUCAAAUAAAAAACCGCAGUUUAUAUAUUCAAGUGCAAAAUUUAAUUUAAUUUUAUACCAAAAUAAUGAUGGGGAUUUAUGUUAUACAUGUAAUAGUUAUAAAUAUCGAUUUGAAAUGUGUGAUUUAUUGUAAUUAAUGAAAUUGUACAGCAUUCUAUUUUAAAGCGUUAUGUUGUGCUUGUUAUAAUUUCGAAUAAGGUACAAGGUUUAAUAAAAUCAAAAUAAAAUAAA